Messenger RNA from Mangifera indica (mango), 501 nucleotides. RefSeq lists its product as uncharacterized. Lineage: Eukaryota; Viridiplantae; Streptophyta; Magnoliopsida; Sapindales; Anacardiaceae. The record is from RefSeq and is a predicted model, not a curated record. The transcript has 2 exons. The coding region runs from base 114 to 440 and encodes 108 amino acids.
AUCUAUGUCAAAAUAGAUAUUGUCUAUUGUCUAUUGUCAAACACUUCUGUAAUCUAAUCACUUUCCUCUUCUUUUUCUUUCUUUCUUUCUUUCUUUCUUUCUUUCUUUCAUGUAUGGCCGACAACAACCUAAGAAUCAUCGUUGAAAAAAACCCUUCCGAAUCAAGGCUAUCUGAAUUAAACAUCAAGUGUUGGCCCAAAUGGGGUUGCUCUCCAGGGAAGUACCAGCUAAAGUUUGAUGCAGAAGAAACGUGCUACUUGGUGAAAGGAAAGGUGAAAGUAUACCCAAAAGGCUCGUCUGAGAGUAUAGAGUUUGGUGCUGGAGAUCUUGUCGUCAUCCCAAAAGGGCUCAGUUGCACUUGGGAUGUUUCUGUUGCUGUAGAUAAAUACUACAAAUUUGAGUCAACUUCUUCUUCUUCUUCUUCUUCUUCCUCAUCUUGAUAUUCUUAGUACUCUUAUCAUCACUAUCUUAUUGAUAAUCUGAUUUUAGUUUAUUUGCUAA